AUGGCAGAGCUUGUGAAGGUCGGCGCCUGUCUACUAGUUACGUUCCUACGACAUCCGUCUAAAUGGCUGUCUAACGUCUACUCCAUCACACUUGGAGGUCUGCGGGAAUGGGCGCGGGUGUCCGUUCCUGCCACGCUGUACGCCGUCCAGAAUAAUCUAGUCUUCUUUGCAUUGUCAAAUCUCAACUCAGUGGUGUUCCAGGUAACCUAUCAGCUAAAGAUACUGACUACGGCUCUUUUCUCGGUUCUGAUACUCCGGAAGACGCUUUCUAAAACACAAUGGCUUUCUCUACUGCUGCUGUUUGCUGGAGUGGCCAUAACACAAAUCAAGGUAGAUCACUCUCAGCACACUCACACAGCCCACAACGCAGAAGCCAUUGCACUAGCAGCAGUGAUAGGAGCAAGUGUUCUGUCUGGAUUUGCGAGCAUCUACUUUGAGAAGAUUCUCAAGGGGGGAAGUCAGUCUGUCUGGGAGAGGAAUAUCCAACUUGGCAUCCCUGGGGCAAUGUGUGCGACGGUAACAUUGUUUGUGAAAGAUGGGCAUUCCCUCAUGGACCAAGGUUUCUUUCAUGGCUACGACAGUUGGGUGUGGUUGCUUAUACUCCUGCAGUCCCUUGGUGGGCUCCUCGUGGCUCUUGUUGUGAAGGUCAUGGACAAUAUUCUGAAGACGUUUGCGAUGGCUUUAGCUAUACUCUUGUCCUGUGCCGCCUCUUUCUUUCUGUUUCGCACAGGCAUUACUAUUGAAACCGCGGUCGGGGCACACCUGGUCAUAAUGGCAAUGUUUUUGUAUGGCUAUAACGCAGCAAGACUUGAUUCUACUAGAUAUACAGUCAAACAGACACAUAGCAAACUAACAGUAGCAAAUAUGAGCUGACACGACAGGCCUGCAGCCAGCAUCUAAACGCGUCCAGCAACGCAAGUCACUACGAAAAGGUAGACGUGAUAACAUUACAAGUAUAACAACACUAUUUGUACUGACAAAAACAGCACAUGUACUGUGCUAACAGCUUUUGGUUCUUGUGAUGUAAGUGAUGUGUACAUUUGUGCAACUAAAGAUAUACAAUAAAAUAUUAUAGGAGAA
This is a messenger RNA of Haliotis rubra (blacklip abalone), 1080 nucleotides long. RefSeq names its product UDP-galactose translocator-like. The record is from RefSeq and is a predicted model, not a curated record. Bases 1 to 873 code for a protein of 290 amino acids. Gene Ontology annotation, molecular function: UDP-galactose transmembrane transporter activity. NCBI's taxonomy places the organism in Eukaryota, Metazoa, Mollusca, Gastropoda, Lepetellida, Haliotidae. Gene Ontology annotation, biological process: pyrimidine nucleotide-sugar transmembrane transport. Gene Ontology annotation, cellular component: Golgi membrane. The transcript has 2 exons.